AUGACUGUCAUUAAAGAAGCUCACCCCGAACCGGUGAACGUUGCCGACGUCCACAAGAUCGCAAAGAAGAAGCUCGCUAAGCCAGUGUGGGAUUACUACCAAACCGGUGCCGACGACGAGUACACGCUUGAGCGCAACCACGCAGCCUAUAACGAUAUUCUUCUGCGACCUCAAAUGCUUCGCAACGUAAGAAGCAUCGAUACCACCACAACAAUCUUCGGGAAACGGUAUGAUAUCCCAAUUGCGAUCGCCCCAAGCGCAUACCAGAAGCUCGUUGGCGGCGAAGGCGAACUCGACGUCGCCCGCGCCGCCUUCAACCUCGGAACCAAUCUCACCCUCUCCACUAAUGCAACAACAUCCCUCGAGGACGUCGAAAAGGCAAUCCCUCAGCGCAGUCCCGAGUAUCCCCGACCAUGGUUUCAGCUCUACUUCCUCGGAAACCGAGACCUCACAGCGAAAUUGAUUCAGCGAGCCGAGAAGGCAGGCUACGAAGCACUCGUGCUGACUGUCGACACCGUGAUCUUGGGAAACCGUCUCCAGGAAAGAAGAACGCCGCUGGAGCUCCCGCCGGGGAUCGCUAUGGCCAACGUUGAGUCGAGCAAGUCUGGCGCCAUAUCCACAGCGGGUCUCCUCCUGCGGGCGAAGACGGCGGCCGAGUACAAGAAGAUCCAAGACGAAAACCGAGACCAUCUCGUCGACUCAAGCCUUGAGUGGAACGAGGUCAUUCCAUGGCUCCGGUCACAGACUAAGAUGAAGAUCAUUCUGAAAGGGAUAUUGACCGCGGAGGAUGCUCAAAGGUCUAUUGAGGCUGGUGUAGACGCCAUCGUCGUGUCUAACCAUGGAGGUCGCCAACUCGACGGUGUACCGUCAACAAUCGAGGCAUUACCUGAAAUUGUGGAUGUCGUGAAGGGCAGGAUCCCGGUAAUCGUUGAUGGUGGCAUCACUCGCGGAACUGAUGUCUUCAAGGCACUUGCACUCGGUGCUGAUCUGUGUCUUAUCGGAAGAACGGCCUUGUGGGGACUUGCAUGGGAUGGACAGAAGGGUGUUGAGGGAGUACUCAACAUCCUCGAGAGAGAGUUAGCAAGAACAAUGGCUUUGAUGGGCGUGGCGAAGCUGAAGGACAUCUCGAGAGGAUUGCUUGGGCGGGCUAAGCAGAACGGAUUUGGCGUUGCGAAGCUGUAA
This is a messenger RNA of Colletotrichum spaethianum, 1182 nucleotides long. Its product is annotated as hydroxyacid oxidase 1. The record is from RefSeq and is a predicted model, not a curated record. Lineage: Eukaryota; Fungi; Ascomycota; Sordariomycetes; Glomerellales; Glomerellaceae. The coding region runs from base 1 to 1182 and encodes 393 amino acids. Gene Ontology annotation, molecular function: oxidoreductase activity; FMN binding. The transcript has 2 exons.